Messenger RNA from Solea senegalensis (Senegalese sole), 4220 nucleotides. It is a transcript of the gene ppp1r12a, whose product is annotated as protein phosphatase 1, regulatory subunit 12A. NCBI's taxonomy places the organism in Eukaryota, Metazoa, Chordata, Actinopteri, Pleuronectiformes, Soleidae. The transcript is spliced from 25 exons. The record is from RefSeq and is a predicted model, not a curated record. Gene Ontology annotation, cellular component: Z disc; cytoplasm; A band. Gene Ontology annotation, molecular function: phosphatase regulator activity; enzyme inhibitor activity; protein kinase binding. Bases 136 to 3372 code for a protein of 1078 amino acids. Gene Ontology annotation, biological process: signal transduction.
UUCCCCCCCCUCCUCUCCUCUCCUCUGCUCUGCUCUCCAGCCCUCCCUUCCCACGCCCCAGUGCGCUGUGGGAUAGUGGUACUAUAAAGUAUAUCCUCUCUCGGAGAAAGAUAAGAAGCCCGAGACAGGAGGGGGAUGAAGAUGGCGGACGCCAAGCAGAAGAGGAAUGAGCAGCUGAAGCGAUGGCUGGGCUCGGAAACGGACCAGGAGCCUCCCCUGCUGAAGAAGAAGAAGACGAAGGUGAAGUUCGACGAUGGCGCCGUGUUCCUGGCCGCCUGCUCGAGUGGCGACACCGAGGAGGUGCUCCGAAUGCUCGAGCGGGGCGCCGACAUCAACUACGCCAAUGUGGACGGUCUCACCGCCCUACACCAGGCAUGCAUAGAUGACAACGUUGACAUGGUGACGUUCCUGGUGGAGCACGGAGCCAGCAUCAACCAGCCGGACAAUGAGGGCUGGAUCCCCCUCCACGCCGCCGCGUCCUGCGGAUACCUCGACAUAGCAGAAUAUCUUAUAAGCCAGGGUGCUAAUGUGGGAGUGGUGAACAGUGAAGGCGAGACGCCUCUGGACAUUGCCGAAGAGGAGCCGAUGGAGGAGCUGCUGCAGAACGAGAUCAACCGACAAGGGGUGGAUAUCGAGGCGGCCCGGAAGGAGGAGGAGCGGAUCAUGCUGCGGGACGCCCGGCAGUGGCUCAACAGCGGCCAGAUUCAGGACGUCCGGCACGCCAAGUCCGGAGGAACGGCGCUCCACGUAGCCGCUGCCAAGGGAUACGUUGAGGUUUUAAAGCUUUUAAUCCAAGCAGGGUAUGAUGUAAAUAUUAAGGACUAUGACGGCUGGACUCCACUACAUGCAGCAGCACACUGGGGCAAAGAGGAGGCGUGUCGGAUACUGGUGGAGCAUCUAUGCGACAUGGACGUCAUGAAUAAAAUGGGCCAGACGGCCUUCGACGUAUCAGACGAAGACGUGCUGGGAUAUUUAGAGGAACUGCAGAAGAAACAGAAUCUGCUCUUGAGUGAGAAGAAAGACGUUAAGAAAUCUCCUUUGAUUGAAACAACAACCACUGGGGAUAACAACCAAUCACUGAAGCCGCUCAAGAGCAAAGAAACGCUGCUCCUGGAGCCGGAGAAGACGGCCCCGCGCAUCGAGACCCUGGAGCCGGAGAAGGUGGACGAAGAAGAGGAAGGGAAGAAGGACGAAUCGAGCUGCUCCAGCGAGGAAGAGGAGGAAGAGGAUUCCGAGUCGGAGACUGAAGCAGACAAAAGCAAGCCCUCGGCAUCGGUGAGCAACAGCACAACGCCCGUCCCGGCCAGCAUCACCGCGACAUCGCCAACGAUCCAGACCAACCAGGUGCCGACACCCACGUCGCCGGUGAAGAAGGUCAUUCAGCCUGCUGGAAAGGUUUCCACUAAAGUGGAGGAGGAGCGGAAGGACGAGUCGCCGGCCUCCUGGCGCCUGGGUCUGAGGAAGACGGGCAGCUACGGGGCGCUGGCGGAGAUCACGGCCACGAAGGAGGCUCAGCGGGAGAAGGACACGACGGGCGUGAUGCGCUCGGCCUCCAGCCCUCGCCUCUCCUCCACCCUGGACAACAAGGACAAAGAAAAGGAAAAGGACAAGAGUACACGACUCGCCUACGUGACCCCCAACGUCCCCAGGAGACUGGCGAGUACUUCAGACAUCGACGAGAAGGAAAACAGGGACUCCACUGCUCUGAUACGCAGCGGCUCCUACACCCGGCGGCGCUGGGACGACGACCUGAAGAACAACAGCGAAGGAAGCGCCUCCACCAACCGGACCUCCAGCUAUCAGCGCAGCACGUCCCAUACACUAGCGCUAGGGCGGAGCGGCAGCACGCGGGACGUGCCGGCCAAGUCUUCGUCCACCUCCAGCUUGGACCCUAACGCCUGUAAUACUAAACCCUGGCAGCCGCCCACCUCCUACUACCAGUCUUACAGCAUUUACCGCAGCGGCUCUUUUGGCAGAAGACACGAGGACCUGAGCUCCUCGACCACGUCCUCCUCCACGACCACCACCACCUCGUCAUCCGUUACCUCGCCCACAGGCCACCGCGGCCUGCUCUCCAGCCUGGGCUCCUCCUCCACACGCACUGGCUCCACCAGUCUCACCAGCAGGUACUGGUCAGAGGAGAGUGCAGAGAGGGAGAAGGAGAAGGAGUCUGCUGCCGUCAUCCCAACUAUGAACACUGGCUCUACCACGACCACCGCGUCUACCACUACCACCACCGCCAUAUCUACCACUACCACCACCGCUGGCACUGUCCCCACGUCUGAAAGACGAAGGUCAUACCUGACGCCAGUGCGAGACGAGGAGUCCGAGUCCCAGAGGAAAGCUCGCUCCAGACAGGCCCGACAGUCGAGGAGGUCCACUCAGGGCGUGACUCUGACCGACCUGCAGGAGGCCGAGAAAACGAUCGGGCGGAGUCGCCCCAUCAAGACCCGCGAGGAGGAGAAGGAGGAGCGAGAGAAGCAGGACAAAGAGAAGCAGCAGGAGGAGAAGAAGGAGACCGAGACCAAGGAGGACGACUACCGGUCAAAGUACCGCAGCUUUGAAGAGCGCUACCGGUCCUUAUCGUCCUCCUCCACCUCCGCCAUUUCCCCAGCCAGCACUGCCUCCACCCCGUCCUACUCCAGUUCCACACUGUCCUCCAGCUCCAGUUCCCUCCACAGGCCCAACAGCCUGUCGGGGAUCACCUCCUCCUAUAGCCGCUCCUCCAGAGACACCGAAAAAGAAGCAGACAAGAAGGAGGAGGAGAAGGAGGGAGAGGACAAGUCUCAGCCUCGCUCCAUACGGGAUCGCAGGCGGCCCCGCGAGAAGCGACGCUCCACCGGGGUUUCCUUCUGGACCCAGGACGGUGAUGAAAAUGACCCUGAGCAGCAGUCGGACUCUGAGGAGAGCAGCACCAAUAGAGAGCCACAGAGUGACAGAUUGUCCAGGAAUGAGAGCACUUCGUCCAUGGACCGCAACGACACUCUUUUCAGCCGUAGCUACGAGAGUCGAAGGCCAUACUCGAGCCGACUGGACAGAGACGACACCACAGACUAUAAAAAGCUCUAUGAGCAGAUCUUAGCCGAGAACGAGAAGUUGAAGGCCCAGUUACGCGACACGGACCUGGAGCUGGCAGACUUGAAGCUACAACUAGAGAAGGCCACACAGAGGCAGGAACGCUACGCCGACCGAUCACAGCUCGAGAUGGAGAAAAGGGUGACAAGCAGGCCCCAUUAUCAUCUGGGUGGCGGUAUGAAUUCUCCCCUGUAUCAGUUUUUUUUUGUAUCAGUCUUCUCUCUGCUGCUGCCUGUCGUCUCACGCGUGCCCUUGUGGCCCGAGAGGCUCAGGGGGUCAGAGGUCAGAGGGCAGUGACGUCCUCCCUCCUCGCCACCCAGAACACCGCCACCUUCUCUAUCACGUGUUUUUUUUUAUUUUUGAUUUCAUUUUAUUUGAACCUCAGAGGCAGCGUGUGGUCACCACUGUUGUUUUCCCAUGUGUGUGCGCGUGAAAGUAUGUCAAUCUUUAAAGGUCCAGUGUGUAAGAGUUAGUGACAUCUAAUGGUGAGACUGCAGAUAACAACACAGAUUUGUUCAUAACACAGUGACAGUUUUGUGAUAAUUAACUUUUUUUGAUUGCUUUCUACAAUUUACAAUUUUUGUUCCGAGAAAGUUAAUCAACAAUAAAUAUGGCUGCCAAUGGCCAAUUAAACCACACAUGUUGGAAGUCAUUUAUAUCUUUGAGUUCCAGACUUUCCACUUCUUUCUUUUUGUUUUUAAAAAACAAAGAUAAAGUAAUUUAAUGAGUUAAAUCUAUUAACACAAAUAUUGAACAGACACUCCAAAAAUCAAGAUCUAACUUUCUGGCUGCUAUUCAAAAUAAGUACAUAAACGGCUUAUUUUAAGGCUACAAAACCCUAUUUCUUUUUUAAAUUUUAAGCGAUUAUUCACUCAAACACAUUUAUAGGCCUUCUAUUCAGUUUCCUAUAAACCCACCUAACAUGUUUCACACUGGACCUUUUUAUUUGUGCAGGAAAUGUUUUGGUAAAUUUGUCCACAUUUGAAGAACAUGCGCACGUGUGUAUGUUGUCAUGCUUUCUUUUAUUUUUUUUAUUUGAAGUCACUCGUUUGUUAAUCAUGCUGGCGUCUGUGCAGCCAACGACAUCAUCAUCAUCAUCGUCAUUCACCUUCAUGUUUGUGUCCUCACACUAUGAGAAUGUCGUU